Molecule: messenger RNA, 943 nt
Organism: Seminavis robusta
Lineage: Eukaryota; Bacillariophyta; Bacillariophyceae; Naviculales; Naviculaceae
Source: the annotation of a GenBank genome assembly
CACCAAGAAGUAACAGAUGAGAAUGGAGUGAUGGAGCUUGCUUUUCGAUUAUUUUGAUGGCUGUGGAAGCUUUUGGAUCUUUCAGUCAUGAAUGGGUGUCAUCUUUCUUUUGAGCCACGGAUCCUCAUUUUUCGGUAGCUUUUCUUGCUUCUCCCUCCUUCCUGUGGGCUUGAAGGUCAAAACCAAGUCGCCGCCAUGAAUGUUGCCCUUGUCACAGGUGCCAAUCGGGGAAUUGGAAAGGAGGUCUGCAAACAACUAGCCGACAAGGGCUAUCAAGUCUUGUUGGGGUCUCGAUCCUUGGAAAAGGGGCAACAGGCCGUCCAGGAACUUGGACACUCGGCCAUUACACCCAUUCAAAUUGAUGUCACCGAUCAGGCGUCGGUAGAUCAAGCAGCCAAAAAGAUCCAAUCCAAGUAUCAAAAGUUGGAUGUUCUAGUCAACAACGCAGGCAUCAACUAUGACGAUCACGAACGUGCCAUUUCGGUGGAUCUACAAGAUGUCCAAAACACCAUGGAAACCAACCUGUACGGUCCUUGGAGAUGUACCACUGCCAUGUUGCCACUCCUCCACAAAUCCAACAAUCCACGCAUUGUCAAUGUCAGUUCCGGUGCCGGAUCUCUUUCGGGCAUGAGUGGAGGGACACCCGCCUACGGUGUCUCCAAGGCAGCCUUGAAUGCCUUGACACUCAAGUUGGCACGGGAACUUUCUUCAACAAUGCGGGUCAAUGCCGUUUGUCCGGGUUGGAUUGCCACCGACAUGGGAGGAGCGGGAGGUGGACCCAUUCCAGAGGGUGCCGCCUCGGUAGUGUGGGCCUGUACACUCGACAAGAAUGGUCCCACGGGUGGAUUCUUUCGUCAUGGCAAAGCAAUCCCUUGGUAGGGUCUGCCGUAAUAGCUUCUGCGCAAAAUAGAAUGUAAAGACUAUAGACCCAAGCAUACCCACU